This is a messenger RNA of Neoarius graeffei (lesser salmon catfish), 25040 nucleotides long. It is a transcript of the gene col6a3, whose product is annotated as collagen, type VI, alpha 3. The transcript has 69 exons. The coding region runs from base 31 to 24258 and encodes 8075 amino acids. The record is from RefSeq and is a predicted model, not a curated record. Gene Ontology annotation, molecular function: serine-type endopeptidase inhibitor activity. NCBI's taxonomy places the organism in Eukaryota, Metazoa, Chordata, Actinopteri, Siluriformes, Ariidae.
AAAAAUGGCUUUGAGGCAAUCCGUGCCUUUAUGCAAAAGAUUGUUCAAAAUCUCAAUGUAGAAGAAAGUGGUGACAGGGUUGCCCUGGUCCAGUACAGUCGAGAUGCGACUGCCAAUUUUUAUCUCAACUCAUAUUCAACCAAGAAUGAAGUGCAGAAUUCAAUACAAUCUGUCAAACACAAAGCAGGGAGGCCACUGAAUAGUGCUGCUGCCCUCCAGUUUAUUAAAGAUUAUAUAUUCACUCCAUCAUCUGGAGCCAGAUAUCUUGAGGGAUCACGUCAGGUACUGUACAUAUUUUCUGGUGGACGAUCAAAUGAUGAUAUCAGAGGUGCUUCACAAGCAUUAAGGGAAAGUAAAAUAAUAGUUUUUACUUUUGGAACAAGAAAUGCUGACGCUUUGGAGUUACAGACAAUGUCCUUGACACCAGCAUAUGCCUUCUCCAUCCCUGACUUUAACUUCCUUGAUAGCACCUAUCAAGUAGUUGCCUCCAUCACUGGUGUUGAAGAAAGUUCAGUGAAGUUUACAACAUCUAAGGCAAAUGAAUUUCAAAGUAAAGCGAUGAAAAGAGAUAUUGCUUUUCUUGUGGAUGGCUCAGACAAUACUAGAAGAGGAUUUCAAGCAUUACGUGAUUUUUUAUACAAUGUUAUUGCAAAUCUCACGAUUGGAGUAAAUGAGAACAGAAUUGCAAUGAUUCAGUACAGCAAUGUAGCAGUUGCCAAUUUUCAUCUAAAUUCAUUUCUGAGGAAAAAAGAUGUAUUAAAUGCUGUUAAAGGUCUUACACACAAAGGGGGAAGACCCCUUAAUACAGGCUCUGCUCUUUGGUAUGUUAAUAAUAAUAUAUUUGCUGCACCAUCAGGCAGUAGAAAGCAUGAAGGAGUCCCUCAAAUACUAAUUCUCCUAUCUGGGGGAAAAUCAAAAGACAGUAUUGAUGAGGCACUGACUGCCCUCAAGCAUGCUGGAGUUUCAGUAAUUGGAAUAGGGACACAAAAUUCAGAUGCUCAAGAGCUACAAAAAAUUACAUCUGGAUUAACAUCAUUCUUUGUGGAUGACUAUGAUGACCUAAAAAAUAUUGAAGAGAAAGUAGUGGCAGCAGUGAAAAUGGAUUUGUCAAAAGAGACAGCAAAAAAUGAAUCUGUGAUUGCUGACCAAAGAUUUGACCAGAAAGAUCUCGUAUUUCUUCUGGAUGGUUCAGAUGGCACUCGGAAUUAUUUCACAGCAAUGCGUAAUUUCAUUCAAAGCAUUGUGGAGAAAUUAAAUGUGUCAGAGGGGAGAGACCGUGUCUCUGUAGUGCAAUUCAGCAGAGAUCCAGAGGUGCAUUUCUAUCUCAACACGUUCCCAACAAAGGAGAGUAUUCUCAACACUAUUAGAGGUCUGAGGCACAAAGGAGGGAGUCCGCUCAACACAGGAAUGGCUCUCCAGUAUGUAAGGGACACAGUGUUCAGCCCCUCUUCUGGAAGCAGACGUUUAGAGGGUGUUCCUCAGGUAUUGAUUUUGUUGAGUGGAGGAAGGUCAUUUGAUAAUGUUGACGUGCCAGCCUCUUCCCUGAAAGAGCUUGGAGUCUUGAUUUUUCCUGUGGGAUCAGUAGACUCUGAUAGACAUGAAUUGCAGAAGAUCUCAAAUGACCCUAGGUCCACACUCUCGGUGACAGACUUUACUUACCUCCCCAAUGUGCAAGAGCAGCUUCUGACCAUCAUUAACACUGCACUUAUAAGAUCCACAAGUAUCUCUCCGACAACAAUAGUUGAGUCUCGUCUACCAAGGAGAGAUGUUGUUUUCCUGCUGGAUGGGUCAGAGGGCAAUAGAAAUGGGUUCCCCGCAAUGAUAGACUUUGUUCAACGAGUGGUGGAGAGGUUGAACAUAGGCGAGAACAAAGAUCGUGUUUCUGUAGUCCAGUUCAGCAGAGAUACAGAUAUUCAUUUCUAUCUUAAUGCAUAUACAACAAAGGAGGACGUUCUUGGCGCAGUCAGAGUUUUGAGGCAAAAAGGAGGAAAGCCCCUGAACAUGGGGGCAGCUCUACAGUACGUCAGAGAAAACGUAUUUAUUGCCUCCUCGGGCAGUAGACGACUGGAGGGUGUACCACAGAUGCUGAUCCUGUUGAGUGCCGGAAGGUCAUUUGACAAUGUCGAUAUCCCAGCUUCAGCACUGAAGGACCUGGGAAUCUUGAUUUUUGGAAUAGGAUCAAGCGACUCUGAACGCAAUGAACUUGAGAGGAUUUCAUUUGACCCCAGUUUUGCGCUAAUUGUGUCAGAUUUCGCUGAGCUCCCAAAUGUCCAAGACCAACUUUUGACUUCCAUAGAGGCUGUGGCAGCUCCCAUUACUCCGUCCUCCCCACCAUCACUUGUUGAUUAUGAGGGUCCCAGAAAGGAUGUUGUCUUCCUGCUGGAUGGUUCAGAUGGGACUAGGAAUGGAUUCCCUGCCAUGCUUGAUUUUGUACAAAGACUAGUGGAAAAGUUUAACUUUGAGGACAGCAUGGACCAUGUUUCGGUGGUGCAAUACAGUACAAAUGCCGAGGUGCAUUUCUAUCUGAGUACCUUUUCGACAAAAGAUGAAAUCCUCAAUGCCAUCAGCACUGUAAAGCACAAAGGCGGGAGACGUGUCAACACAGGGUCAGCUCUCCAAUAUGUGAGAGAAAAUGUCUUCACUGCUUCUGCUGGCAGUAGACAUCAGGAGGGCGUGCCUAAUAUCCUCAUUCUGCUCAGGGGAUCAAGGUCAACAGAUAAUGUUGAUCUCCCGGCCUCUGCCCUGAAAGAGAGUGGAGUCUUAAUUUUUGGUGUUGGCACCAGGAAUUUGAGCAGUGAAAUUCAGAGAAUCGCAAAUGGCCCUUCCUAUGCUCAGACGGUUUCUGAGCUCUCUGACCUAGCCAGUGUCCAGCAGCAAUUUUACAACUCUCUCAGCACUGCACUUCUAGACGUAAUGCCAGUGAUACCUACUGUGAUAGUUGACCAAAGAUUUGACCAGAAAGAUCUCGUAUUUCUUCUGGAUGGUUCAGAUGGCACUCGGAAUUAUUUCACAGCAAUGCGUAAUUUCAUUCAAAGCAUUGUGGAGAAAUUAAAUGUGUCAGAGGGGAGAGACCGUGUCUCUGUAGUGCAAUUCAGCAGAGAUCCAGAGGUGCAUUUCUAUCUCAACACGUUCCCAACAAAGGAGAGUAUUCUCAACACUAUUAGAGGUCUGAGGCACAAAGGAGGGAGUCCGCUCAACACAGGAAUGGCUCUCCAGUAUGUAAGGGACACAGUGUUCAGCCCCUCUUCUGGAAGCAGACGUUUAGAGGGUGUUCCUCAGGUAUUGAUUUUGUUGAGUGGAGGAAGGUCAUUUGAUAACGUUGACGUGCCAGCCUCUUCCCUGAAAGAGCUUGGAGUCUUGAUUUUUCCUGUGGGAUCAGUAGACUCUGAUAGACAUGAAUUGCAGAAGAUCUCAAAUGACCCUAGGUCCACACUCUCGGUGACAGACUUUACUUACCUCCCCAAUGUGCAAGAGCAGCUUCUGACCAUCAUUAACACUGCACUUAUAAGAUCCACAAGUAUGUCUCCGACAACAAUAGUUGAGUCUCGUCUACCAAGGAGAGAUGUUGUUUUCCUGCUGGAUGGGUCAGAGGGCAAUAGAAAUGGGUUCCCCGCAAUGAUAGACUUUGUUCAACGAGUGGUGGAGAGGUUGAACAUAGGCGAGAACAAAGAUCGUGUUUCUGUCGUCCAGUUCAGCAGAGAUACAGAUAUUCAUUUCUAUCUUAAUGCAUAUACAACAAAGGAGGACAUUCUUGGCGCAGUCAGAGUUUUGAGGCAAAAAGGAGGAAAGCCCCUGAACAUGGGGGCAGCUCUACAGUACGUCAGAGAAAACGUAUUUAUUGCCUCCUCGGGCAGUAGACGACUGGAGGGUGUACCACAGAUGCUGAUCCUGUUGAGUGCCGGAAGGUCAUUUGACAAUGUCGAUAUCCCAGCUUCAGCACUGAAGGACCUGGGAAUCUUGAUUUUUGGAAUAGGAUCAAGCGACUCUGAACGCAAUGAACUUGAGAGGAUUUCAUUUGACCCCAGUUUUGCGCUAAUUGUGUCAGAUUUCGCUGAGCUCCCAAAUGUCCAAGACCAACUUUUGACUUCCAUAGAGGCUGUGGCAGCUCCCAUUACUCCGUCCUCCCCACCAUCACUUGUUGAUUAUGAGGGUCCCAGAAAGGAUGUUGUCUUCCUGCUGGAUGGUUCAGAUGGGACUAGGAAUGGAUUCCCUGCCAUGCUUGAUUUUGUACAAAGACUAGUGGAAAAGUUUAACUUUGAGGACAGCAUGGACCAUGUUUCGGUGGUGCAGUACAGUACAAACGCCGAGGUGCAUUUCUAUCUGAGUACCUUUUCGACAAAAGAUGAAAUCCUCAAUGCCAUCAGCACUGUAAAGCACAAAGGCGGGAGACGUGUCAACACAGGGUCAGCUCUCCAAUAUGUGAGAGAAAAUGUCUUCACUGCUUCUGCUGGCAGUAGACAUCAGGAGGGCGUGCCUAAUAUCCUCAUUCUGCUCAGGGGAUCAAGGUCAACAGAUAAUGUUGAUCUCCCGGCCUCUGCCCUGAAAGAGAGUGGAGUCUUAAUUUUUGGUGUUGGCACCAGGAAUUUGAGCAGUGAAAUUCAGAGAAUCGCAAAUGGCCCUUCCUAUGCUCAGACAGUUUCUGAGCUCUCUGACCUAGCCAGUGUCCAGCAGCAAUUUUACAACUCUCUCAGCACUGCACUUCUAGACGUAAUGCCAGUGAUACCUACUGUGAUAGUUGAUUAUGAGGGUCCCAGAAAGGAUGUUGUCUUCCUGCUGGAUGGUUCAGAUGGGACUAGGAAUGGAUUCCCUGCCAUGCUUGAUUUUGUACAAAGACUAGUGGAAAAGUUUAACUUUGAGGACAGCAUGGACCAUGUUUCGGUGGUGCAAUACAGUACAAAUGCCGAGGUGCAUUUCUAUCUGAGUACCUUUUCGACAAAAGAUGAAAUCCUCAAUGCCAUCAGCACUGUAAAGCACAAAGGCGGGAGACGUGUCAACACAGGGUCAGCUCUCCAAUAUGUGAGAGAAAAUGUCUUCACUGCUUCUGCUGGCAGUAGACAUCAGGAGGGCGUGCCUAAUAUCCUCAUUCUGCUCAGGGGAUCAAGGUCAACAGAUAAUGUUGAUCUCCCGGCCUCUGCCCUGAAAGAGAGUGGAGUCUUAAUUUUUGGUGUUGGCACCAGGAAUUUGAGCAGUGAAAUUCAGAGAAUCGCAAAUGGCCCUUCCUAUGCUCAGACGGUUUCUGAGCUCUCUGACCUAGCCAGUGUCCAGCAGCAAUUUUACAACUCUCUCAGCACUGCACUUCUAGACGUAAUGCCAGUGAUACCUACUGUGAUAGUUGACCAAAGAUUUGACCAGAAAGAUGUCGUAUUUCUUCUGGAUGGUUCAGAUGGCACUCGGAAUUAUUUCACAGCAAUGCGUAAUUUCAUUCAAAGCAUUGUGGAGAAAUUAAAUGUGUCAGAGGGGAGAGACCGUGUCUCUGUAGUGCAAUUCAGCAGAGAUCCAGAGGUGCAUUUCUAUCUCAACACGUUCCCAACAAAGGAGAGUAUUCUCAACACUAUUAGAGGUCUGAGGCACAAAGGAGGGAGUCCGCUCAACACAGGAAUGGCUCUCCAGUAUGUAAGGGACACAGUGUUCAGCCCCUCUUCUGGAAGCAGACGUUUAGAGGGUGUUCCUCAGGUAUUGAUUUUGUUGAGUGGAGGAAGGUCAUUUGAUAACGUUGACGUGCCAGCCUCUUCCCUGAAAGAGCUUGGAGUCUUGAUUUUUCCUGUGGGAUCAGUAGACUCUGAUAGACAUGAAUUGCAGAAGAUCUCAAAUGACCCUAGGUCCACACUCUCGGUGACAGACUUUACUUACCUCCCCAAUGUGCAAGAGCAGCUUCUGACCAUCAUUAACACUGCACUUAUAAGAUCCACAAGUAUCUCUCCGACAACAAUAGUUGAGUCUCGUCUACCAAGGAGAGAUGUUGUUUUCCUGCUGGAUGGGUCAGAGGGCAAUAGAAAUGGGUUCCCCGCAAUGAUAGACUUUGUUCAACGAGUGGUGGAGAGGUUGAACAUAGGCGAGAACAAAGAUCGUGUUUCUGUAGUCCAGUUCAGCAGAGAUACAGAUAUUCAUUUCUAUCUUAAUGCAUAUACAACAAAGGAGGACAUUCUUGGCGCAGUCAGAGUUUUGAGGCAAAAAGGAGGAAAGCCCCUGAACAUGGGGGCAGCUCUACAGUACGUCAGAGAAAACGUAUUUAUUGCCUCCUCGGGCAGUAGACGACUGGAGGGUGUACCACAGAUGCUGAUCCUGUUGAGUGCCGGAAGGUCAUUUGACAAUGUCGAUAUCCCAGCUUCAGCACUGAAGGACCUGGGAAUCUUGAUUUUUGGAAUAGGAUCAAGCGACUCUGAACGCAAUGAACUUGAGAGGAUUUCAUUUGACCCCAGUUUUGCGCUAAUUGUGUCAGAUUUCGCUGAGCUCCCAAAUGUCCAAGACCAACUUUUGACUUCCAUAGAGGCUGUGGCAGCUCCCAUUACUCCGUCCUCCCCACCAUCACUUGUUGAUUAUGAGGGUCCCAGAAAGGAUGUUGUCUUCCUGCUGGAUGGUUCAGAUGGGACUAGGAAUGGAUUCCCUGCCAUGCUUGAUUUUGUACAAAGACUAGUGGAAAAGUUUAACUUUGAGGACAGCAUGGACCAUGUUUCGGUGGUGCAGUACAGUACAAACGCCGAGGUGCAUUUCUAUCUGAGUACCUUUUCGACAAAAGAUGAAAUCCUCAAUGCCAUCAGCACUGUAAAGCACAAAGGCGGGAGACGUGUCAACACAGGGUCAGCUCUCCAAUAUGUGAGAGAAAAUGUCUUCACUGCUUCUGCUGGCAGUAGACAUCAGGAGGGCGUGCCUAAUAUCCUCAUUCUGCUCAGGGGAUCAAGGUCAACAGAUAAUGUUGAUCUCCCGGCCUCUGCCCUGAAAGAGAGUGGAGUCUUAAUUUUUGGUGUUGGCACCAGGAAUUUGAGCAGUGAAAUUCAGAGAAUCGCAAAUGGCCCUUCCUAUGCUCAGACGGUUUCUGAGCUCUCUGACCUAGCCAGUGUCCAGCAGCAAUUUUACAACUCUCUCAGCACUGCACUUCUAGACGUAAUGCCAGUGAUACCUACUGUGAUAGUUGACCAAAGAUUUGACCAGAAAGAUCUCGUAUUUCUUCUGGAUGGUUCAGAUGGCACUCGGAAUUAUUUCACAGCAAUGCGUAAUUUCAUUCAAAGCAUUGUGGAGAAAUUAAAUGUGUCAGAGGGGAGAGACCGUGUCUCUGUAGUGCAAUUCAGCAGAGAUCCAGAGGUGCAUUUCUAUCUCAACACGUUCCCAACAAAGGAGAGUAUUCUCAACACUAUUAGAGGUCUGAGGCACAAAGGAGGGAGUCCGCUCAACACAGGAAUGGCUCUCCAGUAUGUAAGGGACACAGUGUUCAGCCCCUCUUCUGGAAGCAGACAUUUAGAGGGUGUUCCUCAGGUAUUGAUUUUGUUGAGUGGAGGAAGGUCAUUUGAUAACGUUGACGUGCCAGCCUCUUCCCUGAAAGAGCUUGGAGUCUUGAUUUUUCCUGUGGGAUCAGUAGACUCUGAUAGACAUGAAUUGCAGAAGAUCUCAAAUGACCCUAGGUCCACACUCUCGGUGACAGACUUUACUUACCUCCCCAAUGUGCAAGAGCAGCUUCUGACCAUCAUUAACACUGCACUUAUAAGAUCCACAAGUAUCUCUCCGACAACAAUAGUUGAGUCUCAUCUACCAAGGAGAGAUGUUGUUUUCCUGCUGGAUGGGUCAGAGGGCAAUAGAAAUGGGUUCCCCGCAAUGAUAGACUUUGUUCAACGAGUGGUGGAGGGGUUGAACAUAGGCGAGAACAAAGAUCGUGUUUCUGUAGUCCAGUUCAGCAGAGAUACAGAUAUUCAUUUCUAUCUUAAUGCAUAUACAACAAAGGAGGACGUGCUUGGCGCAGUCAGAGUUUUGAGGCAAAAAGGAGGAAAGCCCCUGAACAUGGGGGCAGCUCUACAGUACGUCAGAGAAAACGUAUUUAUUGCCUCCUCGGGCAGUAGACGACUGGAGGGUGUACCACAGAUGCUGAUCCUGUUGAGUGCCGGAAGGUCAUUUGACAAUGUCGAUAUCCCAGCUUCAGCACUGAAGGACCUGGGAAUCUUGAUUUUUGGAAUAGGAUCAAGCGACUCUGAACGUAAUGAACUUGAGAGGAUUUCAUUUGACCCCAGUUUUGCGCGAAUUGUGUCAGAUUUCACUGAGCUCCCAAAUGUCCAAGACCAACUUUUGACUUCCAUAGAGGCUGUGGCAGCUCCCAUUACUCCGUCCUCCCCACCAUCACUUGUUGAUUAUGAGGGUCCCAGAAAGGAUGUUGUCUUCCUGCUGGAUGGUUCAGAUGGGACUAGGAAUGGAUUCCCUGCCAUGCUUGAUUUUGUACAAAGACUAGUGGAAAAGUUUAACUUUGAGGACAGCAUGGACCAUGUUUCGGUGGUGCAAUACAGUACAAAUGCCGAGGUGCAUUUCUAUCUGAGUACCUUUUCGACAAAAGAUGAAAUCCUCAAUGCCAUCAGCACUGUAAAGCACAAAGGCGGGAGACGUGUCAACACAGGGUCAGCUCUCCAAUAUGUGAGAGAAAAUGUCUUCACUGCUUCUGCUGGCAGUAGACAUCAGGAGGGCGUGCCUAAUAUCCUCAUUCUGCUCAGGGGAUCAAGGUCAACAGAUAAUGUUGAUCUCCCGGCCUCUGCCCUGAAAGAGAGUGGAGUCUUAAUUUUUGGUGUUGGCACCAGGAAUUUGAGCAGUGAAAUUCAGAGAAUCGCAAAUGGCCCUUCCUAUGCUCAGACGGUUUCUGAGCUCUCUGACCUAGCCAGUGUCCAGCAGCAAUUUUACAACUCUCUCAGCACUGCACUUCUAGACGUAAUGCCAGUGAUACCUACUGUGAUAGUUGACCAAAGAUUUGACCAGAAAGAUCUCGUAUUUCUUCUGGAUGGUUCAGAUGGCACUCGGAAUUAUUUCACAGCAAUGCGUAAUUUCAUUCAAAGCAUUGUGGAGAAAUUAAAUGUGUCAGAGGGGAGAGACCGUGUCUCUGUAGUGCAAUUCAGCAGAGAUCCAGAGGUGCAUUUCUAUCUCAACACGUUCCCAACAAAGGAGAGUAUUCUCAACACUAUUAGAGGUCUGAGGCACAAAGGAGGGAGUCCGCUCAACACAGGAAUGGCUCUCCAGUAUGUAAGGGACACAGUGUUCAGCCCCUCUUCUGGAAGCAGACGUUUAGAGGGUGUUCCUCAGGUAUUGAUUUUGUUGAGUGGAGGAAGGUCAUUUGAUAACGUUGACGUGCCAGCCUCUUCCCUGAAAGAGCUUGGAGUCUUGAUUUUUCCUGUGGGAUCAGUAGACUCUGAUAGACAUGAAUUGCAGAAGAUCUCAAAUGACCCUAGGUCCACACUCUCGGUGACAGACUUUACUUACCUCCCCAAUGUGCAAGAGCAGCUUCUGACCAUCAUUAACACUGCACUUAUAAGAUCCACAAGUAUCUCUCCGACAACAAUAGUUGAGUCUCGUCUACCAAGGAGAGAUGUUGUUUUCCUGCUGGAUGGGUCAGAGGGCAAUAGAAAUGGGUUCCCCGCAAUGAUAGACUUUGUUCAACGAGUGGUGGAGAGGUUGAACAUAGGCGAGAACAAAGAUCGUGUUUCUGUAGUCCAGUUCAGCAGAGAUACAGAUAUUCAUUUCUAUCUUAAUGCAUAUACAACAAAGGAGGACAUUCUUGGCGCAGUCAGAGUUUUGAGGCAAAAAGGAGGAAAGCCCCUGAACAUGGGGGCAGCUCUACAGUACGUCAGAGAAAACGUAUUUAUUGCCUCCUCGGGCAGUAGACGACUGGAGGGUGUACCACAGAUGCUGAUCCUGUUGAGUGCCGGAAGGUCAUUUGACAAUGUCGAUAUCCCAGCUUCAGCACUGAAGGACCUGGGAAUCUUGAUUUUUGGAAUAGGAUCAAGCGACUCUGAACGCAAUGAACUUGAGAGGAUUUCAUUUGACCCCAGUUUUGCGCUAAUUGUGUCAGAUUUCGCUGAGCUCCCAAAUGUCCAAGACCAACUUUUGACUUCCAUAGAGGCUGUGGCAGCUCCCAUUACUCCGUCCUCCCCACCAUCACUUGUUGAUUAUGAGGGUCCCAGAAAGGAUGUUGUCUUCCUGCUGGAUGGUUCAGAUGGGACUAGGAAUGGAUUCCCUGCCAUGCUUGAUUUUGUACAAAGACUAGUGGAAAAGUUUAACUUUGAGGACAGCAUGGACCAUGUUUCGGUGGUGCAGUACAGUACAAACGCCGAGGUGCAUUUCUAUCUGAGUACCUUUUCGACAAAAGAUGAAAUCCUCAAUGCCAUCAGCACUGUAAAGCACAAAGGCGGGAGACGUGUCAACACAGGGUCAGCUCUCCAAUAUGUGAGAGAAAAUGUCUUCACUGCUUCUGCUGGCAGUAGACAUCAGGAGGGCGUGCCUAAUAUCCUCAUUCUGCUCAGGGGAUCAAGGUCAACAGAUAAUGUUGAUCUCCCGGCCUCUGCCCUGAAAGAGAGUGGAGUCUUAAUUUUUGGUGUUGGCACCAGGAAUUUGAGCAGUGAAAUUCAGAGAAUCGCAAAUGGCCCUUCCUAUGCUCAGACGGUUUCUGAGCUCUCUGACCUAGCCAGUGUCCAGCAGCAAUUUUACAACUCUCUCAGCACUGCACUUCUAGACGUAAUGCCAGUGAUACCUACUGUGAUAGUUGACCAAAGAUUUGACCAGAAAGAUGUUGUAUUUCUUCUGGAUGGUUCAGAUGGCACUCGGAAUUAUUUCACAGCAAUGCGUAAUUUCAUUCAAAGCAUUGUGGAGAAAUUAAAUGUGUCAGAGGGGAGAGACCGUGUCUCUGUAGUGCAAUUCAGCAGAGAUCCAGAGGUGCAUUUCUAUCUCAACACGUUCCCAACAAAGGAGAGUAUUCUCAACACUAUUAGAGGUCUGAGGCACAAAGGAGGGAGUCCGCUCAACACAGGAAUGGCUCUCCAGUAUGUAAGGGACACAGUGUUCAGCCCCUCUUCUGGAAGCAGACGUUUAGAGGGUGUUCCUCAGGUAUUGAUUUUGUUGAGUGGAGGAAGGUCAUUUGAUAACGUUGACGUGCCAGCCUCUUCCCUGAAAGAGCUUGGAGUCUUGAUUUUUCCUGUGGGAUCAGUAGACUCUGAUAGACAUGAAUUGCAGAAGAUCUCAAAUGACCCUAGGUCCACACUCUCGGUGACAGACUUUACUUACCUCCCCAAUGUGCAAGAGCAGCUUCUGACCAUCAUUAACACUGCACUUAUAAGAUCCACAAGUAUCUCUCCGACAACAAUAGUUGAGUCUCGUCUACCAAGGAGAGAUGUUGUUUUCCUGCUGGAUGGGUCAGAGGGCAAUAGAAAUGGGUUCCCCGCAAUGAUAGACUUUGUUCAACGAGUGGUGGAGAGGUUGAACAUAGGCGAGAACAAAGAUCGUGUUUCUGUAGUCCAGUUCAGCAGAGAUACAGAUAUUCAUUUCUAUCUUAAUGCAUAUACAACAAAGGAGGACAUUCUUGGCGCAGUCAGAGUUUUGAGGCAAAAAGGAGGAAAGCCCCUGAACAUGGGGGCAGCUCUACAGUACGUCAGAGAAAACGUAUUUAUUGCCUCCUCGGGCAGUAGACGACUGGAGGGUGUACCACAGAUGCUGAUCCUGUUGAGUGCCGGAAGGUCAUUUGACAAUGUCGAUAUCCCAGCUUCAGCACUGAAGGACCUGGGAAUCUUGAUUUUUGGAAUAGGAUCAAGCGACUCUGAACGCAAUGAACUUGAGAGGAUUUCAUUUGACCCCAGUUUUGCGCUAAUUGUGUCAGAUUUCGCUGAGCUCCCAAAUGUCCAAGACCAACUUUUGACUUCCAUAGAGGCUGUGGCAGCUCCCAUUACUCCGUCCUCCCCACCAUCACUUGUUGAUUAUGAGGGUCCCAGAAAGGAUGUUGUCUUCCUGCUGGAUGGUUCAGAUGGGACUAGGAAUGGAUUCCCUGCCAUGCUUGAUUUUGUACAAAGACUAGUGGAAAAGUUUAACUUUGAGGACAGCAUGGACCAUGUUUCGGUGGUGCAGUACAGUACAAACGCCGAGGUGCAUUUCUAUCUGAGUACCUUUUCGACAAAAGAUGAAAUCCUCAAUGCCAUCAGCACUGUAAAGCACAAAGGCGGGAGACGUGUCAACACAGGGUCAGCUCUCCAAUAUGUGAGAGAAAAUGUCUUCACUGCUUCUGCUGGCAGUAGACAUCAGGAGGGCGUGCCUAAUAUCCUCAUUCUGCUCAGGGGAUCAAGGUCAACAGAUAAUGUUGAUCUCCCGGCCUCUGCCCUGAAAGAGAGUGGAGUCUUAAUUUUUGGUGUUGGCACCAGGAAUUUGAGCAGUGAAAUUCAGAGAAUCGCAAAUGGCCCUUCCUAUGCUCAGACGGUUUCUGAGCUCUCUGACCUAGCCAGUGUCCAGCAGCAAUUUUACAACUCUCUCAGCACUGCACUUCUAGACGUAAUGCCAGUGAUACCUACUGUGAUAGUUGACCAAAGAUUUGACCAGAAAGAUCUCGUAUUUCUUCUGGAUGGUUCAGAUGGCACUCGGAAUUAUUUCACAGCAAUGCGUAAUUUCAUUCAAAGCAUUGUGGAGAAAUUAAAUGUGUCAGAGGGGAGAGACCGUGUCUCUGUAGUGCAAUUCAGCAGAGAUCCAGAGGUGCAUUUCUAUCUCAACACGUUCCCAACAAAGGAGAGUAUUCUCAACACUAUUAGAGGUCUGAGGCACAAAGGAGGGAGUCCGCUCAACACAGGAAUGGCUCUCCAGUAUGUAAGGGACACAGUGUUCAGCCCCUCUUCUGGAAGCAGACGUUUAGAGGGUGUUCCUCAGGUAUUGAUUUUGUUGAGUGGAGGAAGGUCAUUUGAUAACGUUGACGUGCCAGCCUCUUCCCUGAAAGAGCUUGGAGUCUUGAUUUUUCCUGUGGGAUCAGUAGACUCUGAUAGACAUGAAUUGCAGAAGAUCUCAAAUGACCCUAGGUCCACACUCUCGGUGACAGACUUUACUUACCUCCCCAAUGUGCAAGAGCAGCUUCUGACCAUCAUUAACACUGCACUUAUAAGAUCCACAAGUAUCUCUCCGACAACAAUAGUUGAGUCUCAUCUACCAAGGAGAGAUGUUGUUUUCCUGCUGGAUGGGUCAGAGGGCAAUAGAAAUGGGUUCCCCGCAAUGAUAGACUUUGUUCAACGAGUGGUGGAGAGGUUGAACAUAGGCGAGAACAAAGAUCGUGUUUCUGUAGUCCAGUUCAGCAGAGAUACAGAUAUUCAUUUCUAUCUUAAUGCAUAUACAACAAAGGAGGACGUUCUUGGCGCUGUCAGAGUUUUGAGGCAAAAAGGAGGAAAGCCCCUGAACAUGGGGGCAGCUCUACAGUACGUCAGAGAAAACGUAUUUAUUGCCUCCUCAGGCAGUAGACGACUGGAGGGUGUACCACAGAUGCUGAUCCUGUUGAGUGCCGGAAGGUCAUUUGACAAUGUCGAUAUCCCAGCUUCAGCACUGAAGGACCUGGGAAUCUUGAUUUUUGGAAUAGGAUCAAGCGACUCUGAACGUAAUGAACUUGAGAGGAUUUCAUUUGACCCCAGUUUUGCGCUAAUUGUGUCAGAUGUCGCUGAGCUCCCAAAUGUCCAAGACCAACUUUUGACUUCCAUAGAGGCUGUGGCAGCUCCCAUUACUCCGUCCUCCCCACCAUCACUUGUUGAUUAUGAGUCUCCCAGAAAGGAUGUUGUCUUCCUGCUGGAUGGUUCAGAUGGGACUAGGAAUGGAUUCCCUGCCAUGCUUGAUUUUGUACAAAGACUAGUGGAAAAGUUUAACUUUGAGGACAGCAUGGACCAUGUUUCGGUGGUGCAGUACAGUACAAACGCCGAGGUGCAUUUCUAUCUGAGUACCUUUUCGACAAAAGAUGAAAUCCUCAAUGCCAUCAGCACUGUAAAGCACAAAGGCGGGAGACGUGUCAACACAGGGUCAGCUCUCCAAUAUGUGAGAGAAAAUGUCUUCACUGCUUCUGCUGGCAGUAGACAUCAGGAGGGCGUGCCUAAUAUCCUCAUUCUGCUCAGGGGAUCAAGGUCAACAGAUAAUGUUGAUCUCCCGGCCUCUGCCCUGAAAGAGAGUGGAGUCUUAAUUUUUGGUGUUGGCACCAGGAAUUUGAGCAGUGAAAUUCAGAGAAUCGCAAAUGGCCCUUCCUAUGCUCAGACGGUUUCUGAGCUCUCUGACCUAGCCAGUGUCCAGCAGCAAUUUUACAACUCUCUCAGCACUGCACUUCUAGACAUAAUGCCAGUGAUACCUACUGUGAUAGUUGACCAAAGAUUUGACCAGAAAGAUGUCGUAUUUCUUCUGGAUGGUUCAGAUGGCACUCGGAAUUAUUUCACAGCAAUGCGUAAUUUCAUUCAAAGCAUUGUGGAGAAAUUAAAUGUGUCAGAGGGGAGAGACCGUGUCUCUGUAGUGCAAUUCAGCAGAGAUCCAGAGGUGCAUUUCUAUCUCAACACGUUCCCAACAAAGGAGAGUAUUCUCAACACUAUUAGAGGUCUGAGGCACAAAGGAGGGAGUCCGCUCAACACAGGAAUGGCUCUCCAGUAUGUAAGGGACAGAGUAUUCAGCCCCUCUUCUGGGAGCAGACGUUUAGAGGGUGUUCCUCAGGUAUUGAUUUUGUUGAGUGGAGGAAGGUCAUUUGAUAACGUUGACGUGCCAGCCUCUUCCCUUAAAGAGCUUGGAGUCUUGAUUUUUCCUGUGGGAUCAGUAGACUCUGAUAGACAUGAAUUGCAGAAGAUCUCAAAUGACCCCAGGUCCACACUCUCGGUGACAGACUUUACUUACCUCCCCAAUGUGCAAGAGCAGCUUCUGACCAUCAUUAACACUGCACUUAUAAGAUCCACAAGUAUCUCUCCGACAACAAUAGUUGAGUCUCGUCUACCAAGGAGAGAUGUUGUUUUCCUGCUGGAUGGGUCAGAUGGCAAUAGAAAUGGGUUCCCCGCAAUGAUAGACUUUGUUCAACGAGUGGUGGAGAGGUUGAACAUAGGCGAGAACAAAGACCGUGUUUCUGUAGUCCAGUUCAGCAGAGAUACAGAUAUUCAUUUCUAUCUUAAUUUAUUUACAACAAAGGAGGACGUUCUUGGCACAGUCAGAGUUUUGAGGCAAAAAGGAGGAAGGCCCCUGAACAUGGGGGCAGCUCUGCAGUACGUCAAAGAAAACGUAUUUAUUGCCUCCUCGGGCAGUAGACGACUGGAGGGUGUACCACAGAUGCUGAUCCUGUUGAGUGCCGGAAGGUCAUUUGACAAUGUCGAUAUCCCAGCUUCAGCACUGAAGGACCUGGGAAUCUUGAUUUUUGGAAUAGGAUCAAGCGACUCUGAACGCAAUGAACUUGAGAGGAUUUCAUUUGACCCCAGUUUUGCGCUAACUGUGUCAGAUUUCACUGAGCUCCCAAAUGUCCAAGACCAACUUUUGACUUCCAUAGAGGCUGUGGCAGCUCCCAUUACUCCAUCCUCCCCACCAUCACUUGUUGAUUAUGAGGGUCCCAGAAAGGAUGUUGUCUUCCUGCUGGAUGGUUCAGAUGGGACUAGGAAUGGAUUCCCUGCCAUGCUUGAUUUUGUACAAAGACUAGUGGAAAAGUUUAACUUUGAGGACAGCAUGGACCAUGUUUCGGUGGUGCAGUACAGUACAAACGCCGAGGUGCAUUUCUAUCUGAAUACCUUUUCGACAAAAGAUGAAAUCCUUAAUGCCAUCAGCACUGUAAAGCACAAAGGUGGGAGACGUGUCAACACAGGGUCAGCUCUCCAAUAUGUGAGAGAAAAUGUCUUCACUGCUUCUGCUGGCAGUAGACAUCAGGAGGGUGUGCCUAAUAUCCUCAUUCUGCUCAGGGGAUCAAGGUCAACAGAUAAUGUUGAUCUCCCGGCCUCUGCCCUGAAAGAGAGUGGAGUCUUAAUUUUUGGUGUUGGCACCAGGAAUUUGAGCAGUGAAAUUCAGAGAAUCGCAAAUGGCCCUUCCUAUGCUCAGACGGUUUCUGAGCUCUCUGACCUAGCCAGUGUCCAGCAGCAAUUUUACAACUCUCUCAGCACUGCACUUCUAGACGUAAUGCCAGUGAUACCUACUGUGAUAGUUGACCAAAGAUUUGACCAGAAAGAUGUCGUAUUUCUUUUGGAUGGUUCAGAUGGCACUCGGAAUUAUUUCACGGCAAUGCGUAAUUUCAUUCAAAGCAUUGUGGAGAAAUUAAUUGUGUCAGAGGGGAGAGACCGUGUCUCUGUAGUGCAAUUCAGCAGAGAUCCAGAGGUGCAUUUCUAUCUCAACACGUUCCCAACAAAGGAGAGUAUUCUCAACACUAUUAGAGGUCUGAGGCACAAAGGAGGGAGUCCGCUCAACACAGGAAUGGCUCUCCAGUAUGUAAGGGACACAGUGUUCAGCCCCUCUUCUGGAAGCAGACGUUUAGAGGGUGUUCCUCAGGUAUUGAUUUUGUUGAGUGGAGGAAGGUCAUUUGAUAACGUUGACGUGCCAGCCUCUUCCCUGAAAGAGCUUGGAGUCUUGAUUUUUCCUGUGGGAUCAGUAGACUCUGAUAGACAUGAAUUGCAGAAGAUCUCAAAUGACCCUAGGUCCACACUCUCGGUGACAGACUUUACUUACCUCCCCAAUGUGCAAGAGCAGCUGCUGACCAUCAUUAACACUGCACUUAUAAGAUCCACAAGUAUCUCUCCGACAACAAUAGUUGAGUCUCGUCUACCAAGGAGAGAUGUUGUUUUCCUGCUGGAUGGGUCAGAGGGCAAUAGAAAUGGGUUCCCCGCAAUGAUAGACUUUGUUCAACGAGUGGUGGAGAGGUUGAACAUAGGCGAGAACAAAGACCGUGUUUCUGUAGUCCAGUUCAGCAGAGAUACAGAUAUUCAUUUCUAUCUUAAUGCAUUUACAACAAAGGAGGACGUUCUUGGCACAGUCAGAGUUUUGAGGCAAAAAGGAGGAAGGCCCCUGAACAUGGGGGCAGCUCUGCAGUACGUCAAAGAAAACGUAUUUAUUGCCUCCUCGGGCAGUAGACGACUGGAGGGUGUACCACAGAUGCUGAUCCUGUUGAGUGCCGGAAGGUCAUUUGACAAUGUCGAUAUCCCAGCUUCAGCACUGAAGGACCUGGGAAUCUUGAUUUUUGGAAUAGGAUCAAGCGACUCUGAACGCAAUGAACUUGAGAGGAUUUCAUUUGACCCCAGUUUUGCGCUAACUGUGUCAGAUUUCACUGAGCUCCCAAAUGUCCAAGACCAACUUUUGACUUCCAUAGAGGCUGUGGCAGCUCCCAUUACUCCGUCCUCCCCACCAUCACUUGUUGAUUAUGAGGGUCCCAGAAAGGAUGUUGUCUUCCUGCUGGAUGGUUCAGAUGGGACUAGGAAUGGAUUCCCUGCCAUGCUUGAUUUUGUACAAAGACUAGUGGAAAAGUUUAACUUUGAGGACAGCAUGGACCAUGUUUCGGUGGUGCAGUACAGUACAAAUCCCGAGGUGCAUUUCUAUCUGAAUACCUUUUCGACAAAAGAUGAAAUCCUCAAUGCCAUCAGCACUGUAAAGCACAAAGGCGGGAGACGUGUCAACACAGGGUCAGCUCUCCAAUAUGUGAGAGAAAAUGUCUUCACUGCUUCUGCUGGCAGUAGACAUCAGGAGGGCGUGCCUAAUAUCCUCAUUCUGCUCAGGAGAUCAAGGUCAACAGAUAAUGUUGAUCUCCCGGCCUCUGCCCUGAAAGAGAGUGGAGUCUUAAUUUUUGGUGUUGGCACCAGGAAUUUGAGAAGUGAAAUUCAGAGAAUUGCAAAUGGCCCUUCCUAUGCUCAGACGGUUUCUGAGCUCUCUGACCUAGCCAGUGUCCAGCAGCAAUUUUACAACUCUCUCAGCACUGCACUUCUAGACGUAAUGCCAGUGAUACCUACUAUGAUAGCAGAGUCUCAGGGUCCCAAGAAGGAUAUUAUCUUUGUGAUUGAUGGAUCUGAAGAUGUUGGGAGAGAUUUUCCCAUUAUCCAGGAAUUUGUUCGUGGAGUUGUAGAGAACUUAAAUGUAGGCGAAAACAAAAUUCGAGUAAGUGUAGUGCAGUAUGGAGACACUCCUCAUGUGGAUAUCUAUCUCAAUUCCCACAAGACCAAAGAGGGGGUCUUAAAUGCAAUCAAGGAACUCAGACAACAUGGAGGUAGAAACCGUUACCUGGGAAGAGCCAUAGAUUUUGUCCGUCUGAAUGUCCUGGAUUCAGUUCGUGGGAGCAGGAAGCAGGAGGGUGUCCCACAGUUUCUCAUAGUAAUUUCAGGAGGAAAAUCAACAGAUAAUAUAGGAACAUCAGUACAUAUGGUAAAAGAGUUAGGAAUUGUGCCUUUCAGUAUAGGGACAAGAGAUACUGGCCUUCAAGAGCUGCAGAUGAUCUCCUAUGUGCCCACAUUUGCUUACUCAGUGGAAGAUUUGCCUGGCCUUCACAUUGUCAAAGAUCAGUUCAUCACUACCCUGACAGAGCUGUCUGAUGAAGAACUGAAGAUACUGAAACCUGUUUAUCCCAUAGUACCAACAAUAUCGACUGGAGAAAAGAAGGAUGUGGUCUUCCUCGUUGAUGGAACAACUAUGAUGCAGAGAGAUUUCCCUGCUAUCCAAGACAUGAUUCUGAACAUUGUGGAGAAGCUAGAUGUUGGGUUAAACAAGGUGAGGAUUUCAGUAGUACAGUACAGUGAAGACCCUAAACUGGAGUUCCUCCUUAAUGAGCACUCAACCAAGGAAGAGGUUCGCCAGUCAGUGAGUAAAAUGAGAAGUAAAGGUGGCAGAAUACUUAAUACUGGCCAAGCACUUAGUUGGAUCUCAAGGAAUAUCUAUCAGAGAUCAGCUGGCAGCCGAAUUGAAGAGGGUGUGCCACAGUUUCUCAUUUUAAUGACUGGAGGAAAAUCCAACGAUGAUGUAUCUGGUCCAGCUAACCAGCUGAAACUGAAUUAUGUGGCUCCUAUCGCUGUUGGAUCAGAUAAUGCUGAUGUUGAAGAGCUGAAACUGAUUUCUAUAAAGCCAGGACAUGCACACAUCAUUAGAGACUUCCAACAAAAGCCAGGAGUGGAACAGCAGCUUUUGGCUACAAUUAACACCAUGACUACUAAAGAAAUCGAAGACUCUAUACAAACUCUGGAUAUAGGACUGAAUCUUGGAAGAAAGGACAUUGUUUUCCUUAUUGAUGGUUCUGAUAAUGUUGGUCCAAGUGGAAUUGCUCAUAUUCGUGACUUUAUCUUGAAGAUUGUCCAGCAACUCAAUGUGCACCCUGAAGAAGUGCGUGUCGCAGUGGUACAGUAUGCAGAGAGACCUAAGACUGAGUUCUCACUUAUAUCCCAUAGCAACAAGAAGGCAGUCAUUUCAUCUAUUAAGAGAUUGCGUCAGAUGGGUGGUCGUGGUGGAAACUUAGCUGAUGCUAUUCAGUAUGUGAUUGAUAAAGAACUAAAGGAAUCUGCAGGAGCUCGGCCGAACAAGGCUUCUCAGCAUUUGGUGGUACUCACAGGUGGAAGGUCUACCUCUGAUGUCUCUCCUUAUGGUCAAGUUCUCAAAAAAUCUCAGGUAAAAUGUAUAGGAAUUGGUGCUGGGGCAGCAGAUUCAAGGCAACUUGGAGCAAUUGCAACCACACCAGAUGAUGUCUUCCAAGUGUCAACCUUCCCAGCACUGCCAAAUAUAGAAAAUCAAUUUAUUGCAAGACUCAGUGGAACAGUGGUGAUUACAACCACUGUGCCCCCCACGCCUUCUGGUCCAAAGCCUAAGGUUGCCGACAUAGUUUUUUUGGUUGACGGCUCAAUAAACCUGGGGAAGAAUAAUUUCAAAGUGACCAUGGAAUUUAUUAAAGAGCUUAUUGAACUUUUUGUCACAGAUAGUGACAACCUUCAGAUUGGUCUGGCACACUAUGCCACAGACGUGACUGAUGUUUUCUACUUUAAUACAUAUGACAACAAGGAUGAUGUUUUGGAGGCUAUCAGCAGAACUGAGUACAAGGGUGGUUGGAAAAUUAAUACAGGCAACGCCAUUAGGCAUGUUCAGCAAGCACACUUUGUGAAGGAGAAAGGUAGUCGGAAGGAUGAGGGAAUCCCUCAGAUCCUGAUGUUGGUGACGGGUGGACGUUCACAAGAUGAUGGUAAAACAGCAGCACUGGGUCUUAAAAAUGCAGGAGUACGUAUCUAUGCCAUUGGUGUGGGAGACAUUGAGAAUGAGCUCAAUGACUUGGCCAGUGAGUCUGCCACUGUGGCCCGGGCCAGUACCUUCCGAGAGCUUUCUGAGCUGAAUGAGCGGAUUUUGGCCACACUUGUAGACGAUGUCAGCGGAAAUCUCUGUACAGGAGAAAAAACUGUAACAAAAGCUUGCAACUUGGACGUUCUUGUGGGCUUUGAUGUGUCUGCUCAGAACAUCUUUGCAAAUCAAAGAUCACUGGAGACCAAGAUGGCUGACAUUCUGCAGCGAAUUACCCAAAUGGAGGCCAUUAGCUGCUCUCCUAGUCAGGUUCCAUCAGUACAUGUGGGAAUAUCAGCAUUGGACUCUGCACUAGAGCCUGUUCAUCUAGACUUUACCGAUAGCUACACAAAGCUCAUUGAGUCCUUCAGCUCUCUGCACAGCCGCGGACCCUUCAUCUUGAAUGACAAGACUAUUGAUGCAUAUAGUGCAAGGUUCCAGGACCGUCCUUCAGACAGAGUUAAGGUUGUAAUUCACCUCACUGAUGGAUUGGAUGCCCAAUAUAAUGUUUUGAAAAAGCGAGUUGAGCGGAUGCGGACUGAAGGAGUCAGUGCUUUCAUCUUGGUUGCUCUGGAGAGGGUACCACAAUUUGAGAAUGCAGUGUUACUGGAAUUUGGACGGGGUUUUAGGUCCAAACCUCUGCGUGUGAAUCUGAUGGACUUGGACUAUGAACUGCGAGAGGAACUGGACAAUAUUGCUGAAAUGGAGUGCUGCUCAGUCCCAUGCAAAUGCACUGGCCAGAGAGGCUACAGAGGACCUGUUGGUUUUGCAGGAACAAAGGGAUCACCUGGAAGGCAGGGCUACAGAGGACAUCCUGGUGAUGAAGGCGCACCGGGAGAAAGAGGUCCUCCGGGUGUGAAUGGAACUCAAGGUUUUCAAGGCUGCCCAGGCUUAAGAGGUGCAAAGGGUGGACAUGGAUACAAUGGUGAAAAGGGAGAAAUAGGAGAUAUUGGUUUAGAUGGCAUCAAUGGGGAAGAGGGAACAGGUGGAGUUGUUGGACCACCAGGUGACCAAGGCAACCCUGGGCAAAGAGGCCCUAAAGGUGCCAAAGGCCAGGCAGGAGAUAUUGGUCAGACCGGCAUCUCUGGAGAUCCAGGCACUACAGGAAAGGACAAUGACCAAAGAGGGCCAAAAGGAGAUCCAGGCGAUGCUGGGCCACCGGGUGAGCCUGGAGAAGAUGGUAAAAAAGGAGAUCCAGGAGAAGCAGGGAGACCGGGUAAUGAUGGUAGAAGGGGUCCACCUGGAAAAGCUGGUCCUGUUGGAAAGCCUGGAGCAGAUGGUACUCCAGGGGGGCAUGGAAUUGGCGGGCCGAGAGGUUCUAGUGGACCAGUUGGAACACCAGGAGUCAGGGGAGAGGAUGGAAAUCCAGGACCAAGAGGUCCCGGAGGAGCCGAAGGACCACCUGGGGAAAAGGGCCGACGAGGUGUUGUUGGACGGAAGGGUGAACCUGGAGACCCAGGACCUAAGGGUUCUCCAGGAUCACUUGGACCCCGGGGAGAACCUGGAGACGAUGGGCGAGAUGGCUUUGGAAUACUUGGUCCUAAAGGAAGAAAGGGUGAUAUAGGUUUCCCUGGAUAUCCAGGUCCAAAGGGAGAAGCUGGUGACCCUGGAACCAAGGGUGGGCCUGGACCCAAAGGAAACAGUGGCCAGAGAGGUGUUGCAGGUGGUGUUGGUGACCCUGGACAGAAGGGAGAAGUUGGCUAUCCUGGAUCUUAUGGCCCAAAGGGACCCAGAGGACCAAGUGUAUCAACUUGUGCCUUGGUCAAGAAAAUCAGAGAUAACUGUCCAUGCUGUUAUGGAGCUCAGGAAUGUCCUCUCUAUCCCACUGAACUGGCCUUUGCCCUGGAUGUAUCGACUGGUGUGUCAAAGGAUAAUUUUGACAGUAUGAAGAACAUUAUACUCCAUCUGCUGAAUGACAUUACCAUUACUGACAGCAACUGUCCACGAGGUGCUCGAGUGGCUCUGACACUCUACAACAGUGAGACAACCACUGACGUACGCUUUUCUGAUGCUUUGAAAAAACAUGCAUUGUUGGAACGGGUGCGAGGCUUGCAGACUCUGAGGACAAAUAAGAAGCGCAACCUGGAAACAGCCAUGAACUUUUUGGCCCAAAACACCUUUAAGAGGGUGCGCAGUGGCUUCUUGGUGCGCAAGGUGGCUCUGUUUUUUGUGAAUGACCCUGUGGACAUCACAACAGCGUUCACCAAUGCUGCUUUGCGACUCUACGAUGUUGGAAUCACCGCUGUUUUCCUCAUGCCUCGUCCGCCAACUGAAUUCCUGCAGGUCAAUAACACUGUAUUAGCCUAUUUCAAGGAACUACCCUCUCAAUCAAGUGCAAAUUACCACAACAAAAUUAAAGAGAUAAUGGACUGCCACAUCUGCCUAGACAUCUGCACGCCUAAUGAGCUGUGUAAUUAUAAGCCUUCCCUGAGUAGUCGGGGAAGAAGAGCCUCCCCUACAGACUUAGAUGUUGAUAUGGCUUUCAUCAUUGAUAGCUCUGAAAGCACUUGGCCAACUGUCUUUACAGAAAUGAAACGGUAUAUUGCUCACAUGGUGAAUCAGCUGGAGAUCUCGAGCGAACCAGCAACAAGUGCCCAUCAUACUAGAGUUGCAUUGGUUCAGCAUUGCCCAUAUGAGUAUUUGUACAAUGAUAGCAGUAUUCCUAUUAGCACAGCAUUUGGCCUGACAGACCACAAGUCAGUUCACAAUAUCCAGAGCUUCUUACUGGACAAGGUUCAGCAGCUAGAAGGGGGUCGUGCUCUGGCAGCAGCUCUGGAGAGUACAGUGGAGCACGUUUUUGAGAAAGCACCACAUCCACGCCACCUGAAAUUGCUCGUUCUGCUUGUGACUGGGCCAGUGGAAGACAAUGAGGAGAGGCUGCUGAAGGCUGCUAUUGAUGUCAAAUGCAAAGGUUAUUUUAUUGUCGUGAUAGGAGUGGGUAAGCAGUUCCAUGCUGGAGAUGCUCGUAUCCUGGCCCAGGUGGCUAGUGAACCUUCAGAUGUAUUCUACAAGCAUGUUGAUGGACCUCUAGGCUUCUAUGAUGACCAUCUUCAGAGGUUUGCCCAACUACUGCCCAAGUACCUUAGUUUGAAGAAUACAUUCUACAUGUCCGAUGAAGUCUCAAAGCACUGCCCAUGGUACCAAAGUGACCAACCACCCAGGUCACAAAAUAUUUACAAGAACAACAAUAAACACCAUGAUCAGGAAAAGAAGGAAGAUAAGGAACAAAAUCUUAAAGAAGUAAAUGCUGAGGUCCUGCACCUGGUCAACGUUACGUCCAAAGGUUUCACUUUGUUGUGGGUUAAUGAUGAUCCAAAAGCAACCCAUGAGGUUACUGUGAUCCGCCUACAGGAUCAUCGUGUAAUACUGAAGAGGAAUGUGACCGGUCCACAUCUUACAUUUAAACGCCUGGAACCCAGUCAAACCUAUCAUGUCGUAGUCAAUGGCCACAGUCUUAAAGAAAAGGUUACAAAGACCUACAAAGGCAUAAUUACCACAAAAGCAGAGGGACCUGCAUUCGUUGCCAAAGCUGAAGUGAAAGAGGUAGUGGCAAUGCCACCACUGAGUAAACCAGAAACUGUUAAUGAGUUUGCAGACCCAUGCUCACUUGACUUUGACACUGGACUACCAUGCAAAGACUAUGAGGCUAAAUGGUACUUUGACAAAAAGAAUGGAUUCUGUACCCAGUUCUGGUAUGGAGGUUGUGGAGGCAAUGAAAAUAGGUUUGAGACUGAGGCGCAAUGUCUUAAACACUGCAUCAAUACAGUGGACCCACAGCCACAGCAGAGUGUCAACAAGAUCAAAUCAGAUAACCCUCCAGCUCCAGCUGCCCAGCAUUCAGUAGUGGACAUCUGUAAACUUCCCAAAGAGGAAGGCACCUGUGCUAAGUUUGUACUUAAAUGGCAUUAUGACUCCGUCAGCAAGAGCUGUACACGAUUCUGGUAUGGAGGCUGCGGUGGCAACCUGAAUCGCUUUGAAACACAAAAGGAGUGUGAAAACGUGUGUGGAAAAACAGUCGCUGUUAAGCAGGCAUCUGUCAUUGCUGCAGUGAGAACAUAAAGGGACACUGAUGAUUUCAAGGUUCACCUCUGAGGGAAAAUUAUGAAAACCAAGUUGCCUGCACUGGAUUCUACCAGAGGAAACCUUUUCCAUAGCCAUUUUCUUUUUUUUUUUUUUUUGGAAAAAAAAAGCCAAAGAGGUCAUUGCAUGAUAUUUUUGUACUGGUGCUAAAUAGUUAGAUAGUUUUUGUUUUGUUUGUUUGUUGUCCAUUUCCCCCAAAUACAGUACAGUGUACAAACAGCUAAAUUCCAGGACAAAAUGUAUUUUGUUAUUGCUGGGGUUUUUUUUUUCCUUCACAUGUAUGAACUGCUUCAUGAAAUCUUUGUAUCUUUUGGGGUUAUAGGGCUGACCUUAGGGUUUUUUUGUUGCCUAGUUUUUAGUCUUUAAUGUACAUUUUAAUUCACAAAGGCAUUCUCGAGUGCUGUCUAAUGUUUUCACUGCUUGUUUGCACAAACUUCUUUUGCAUUCUCUGAUCAGAUGUUGGAAAUGCACUCAUUUAUAAAUGAUCAAAUUGUUCUCAUUAAAAUAAUCCAUUCUGAAUAUUAUAUGAUUUAUGCAUUUAACUGAAUUUGGCUAAAAUGAAAUCAUAAUUAGGCAAUCUUACCUAUAAGGUCACCACUAUUAAAUGCUUUAAAUACUAUAUUGGAACAAUUGUGCAAAAUGGAAGUAAAAAUGAUUGUGUCCUUGUGUGGGGUGGGAUGUGUAUGUGUAUAAGGUACAAGUUUUUUUCACCUUUGUGUUUCACAAAGAACUCAGAAGACAAUAAAUUAGACUUUAUAGUA